Messenger RNA from Drosophila serrata, 3587 nucleotides. RefSeq lists its product as uncharacterized. Lineage: Eukaryota; Metazoa; Arthropoda; Insecta; Diptera; Drosophilidae. The record is from RefSeq and is a predicted model, not a curated record.
AAAACGGUUGACUUUCACCUAUCGCCGCUGAAAUCUGUUACGACGUAGCAGCUAAUCAAUUAAAAGCCGACUCACCUGGCCAAAUUUAUUUGAUUUCGAGCACAAACAUUUAGCGAUGCAAAAUUGAUUGCAGUUCAUCAGCGGCAAUUCGGAAAAACACAGACCCAGCAUGCGAAGGAAAAAGAAAAGUGAAAGCCAAAUACGACUUUAAGCAUGGGCAAAGGUCCAAUAAUACCAAGCGAAAUGCUGCCAGUGCCGUGUUGUUCGUGUCCAUGUUGUGAUUACAUAAUGAGACGCAGACGCUGCUAAGAGUCAAAGUCAAAAGGAAGAAGUCCCCGCGUACUCGCGCCGCAAAAGCAAAGUGCCAAGUGUAUGAAAACCAGCAAGCAAUAUCUCAACUCGCCACAAGUAACUCCCAGCCCAAGCGACUAAAAGGGGCGACUAGAAGAGCCCGCAAAAGAAAAAGAAAGAAAGAAAAAAAUACCCCGAGGGGCGACAGGACCUCAAGGAACCGAGCCGAGCCCAGCUGUAGGAUGCCCUUCGGCCGCAAAUCCCCGCUGGAGGCACUGGCCCUGCCCGGCGUGAUGCUCGCCUACAAAUACAGCCAGUUUCGCCAGCGCCGCCGGGAGGCAGCCAGCCGACGGGUCACCGAGCGCGAACUCUCGGCGCUGCACCAUAAAAUCGACAAGCUGCUGAGCAAACUGGAGGAGGAGAGCGAACCGGAUCCCCCAACCUCGCAGGAAGACGAGUGCGUCAUAUGCAUCAAUGCCCGGGCCACCAUGCAGACCUCACCUUGUGGCCACCGCGUCGUCUGCCGGCGCUGCUUCGUCAAGACGAUCCAGAGCGCGGUGGCCCAGCGCCUGCUGCCUCUCCGCUGUGUCAUCUGCCGGGCCAGGGUUAAUCGGUUGACCUCCUCCUCGGGCACCUGGCGCAUCCAGGAGUCGGCCAGCAGCUACUCGAUGGGCGCCAAGAGCUGGGCCUCUGCCGGAGUGGCCGCCGGCGGGGUGGUGCCCUCGGCCAGCUCCUAUUCGAUGAACGAUGCGCACAGUGGCCAUCACACCUUCCACCAGCCCACGCUGCACAAGGGUCGGCAUCACUAUGUGCCAGGUGCCACGCCCCGAGGAGGCGCAGGAGGAGCCAACCAUGCCAGGGUCAGCCAAUCGGACAGCCUGUACUCAAUGAGCUCGACGGGAUCGGCGGGCUCCUCGGCCUCCGGCUAUUCGCACUACUCCAAGACGUCUUCCAUAUCGAGCAGUGGCCCCUGCUCACCGGCCUCACCGGCCGUGGCUUCCAGCUCCCAUCACCUGGCCCCGCCCUCGCCCACCACGCAUCAUCACCACCAUCAUCAUCAUCAUAAUGGAGUGGCCUCGCCCACACCCUCGGGCUCCUCCGGCAGCUCCCUGUCGCCCAGGGAGAACACUGGCUCGGGUUCUGGCGGCUCCCAUUCGCAUCAUGGUGGCUGUCCCAGUGGCUGCUCCGGCGCCGUGCCAAGGAAACCUCUGCACACGCUCACCAACUCUGCCUCGACAUCCGUUUCCGCUUCCGCCUCAUCCUCCAGCAGCAGCAGCGGGGGCGGUGCAGGAGCUGGAGCAGGACCUGGCAGUGGGAUUAGCGGAAUGAUGACACCCACGCACACGUAUCCGGGAAGGCGACAUGUGAAGAACCGACUGAUGGACAUCCAGAACCGACUGCCGCCCAUCAAGGAGUUCCGCAGUCCGGCCAAGGUGCCGCAUCCCUCGCCCGUGCAUGUCAGCAAUCCCAGAUUUCGGUAUUCCACCUACACGAAGUCUAGUGCCCAUGAGCUGGCCCCGCUGCUGCGUGAGUCUGGUUCACCGCCGCCUCCACGUCGUCCCAGUCCCAUGAACAUCCAACUGAGCUGCUCCGCCUUGGCCCCGCCCCCAUUGAAGGCGGGCGGGGCAAAGAUCAGCCCGGUGACCUCAAAGAACUCGCUGCCCAAAAACGCUUACGUGAUGCCCAAGGACAAGAAGCCGCCAGCUUCAGUUCCAGCUGGGAAAACCAAUGGCGCUGCCGCCGCCAGGUCAACUCCUCAGGGAGCAGGCUGCUCGCGGGCCUCGUCCGGAUGCGCUGCUCCGGCUGCAGGCUCAUCAGGGUCAGGAUCCACUGGUAAUGCCAGGCCCACGACAAGCUCUUCCAGUCGCAGUUUUCCGCUUUUCUCCGCCGGCAGUAAUCAGAGAGAGAAGGCUGACAAUAAGAAGAACGAGUCCGUUGAGCGCAAGAAGAAGGAGGAGAAGCUCAAGCUGAAGGCUGAGAAGGAAGCCAGGAAGGAGGAGAAGCGCCUGGCCAAGGAGGAGGAGCGUCUGGCCAAGCUGCAUGCCAAGGAGGAGAAGAAGCGCGGCAAGAAGGAGGCCAAGGAGCUGCUGUUGGCCAACGAUGGCAACAGCAAGAAGUGAACCCAAUUAGCCAGCAAAAAAAACACAAGAACAAAAACGCAUAUUUCCAGUUGCAAUUUUAGCCUUAAGGACAUCACCAAGAGUACCCAAGAGUACGGUGCUAUAUCAGAAACCAGAUCGAAUCACACACCUCAAGAAACCCCACAUGAAACGAGCUUGAUUGUAUUUUUAGGAUCAUAUUUUGUCGGUUAGCCGUUAAACCUUUGAAUGAGUUUUCAAGCCAAAAGAAAUAAUUUAAGGGAAUUUUUCAAGAGCACAAAGAGAAGGCUUGAAAGUAAUUAAAUACUUUACAGAACAUUUUUUAGAUACCUACUUUUAUUUUAAUAAUGAUUUGAAUUUAUUUAGCUAAGGGUUAACCACACUCAAGCCGCUUUAAAGUUUGGCUGGCUUACCAAAACCCUAAGAAAACGAUGCCAAACCUUUGUAUGAAUGAUAAACUUUUGGCAAAAACUGAUUAAACAUUUAAUUCUUUGCUUCUUCCAUUAAGUUGUCUUUAAUUAAAGCCAACAAACUUUCAUAACUCUUCGCUGUAUAGAGAUUAUGCUAAGAGUAAGAUGAAAUCGCUGCCUUUCGUUCGACGUUGCCUCAGCUCUCAGCUCAUCAUCUGUAUCCCAUAAUCAAUUUAAAAGGUUGUUGAAACUAUUUCAAUUUAUCACAUUCCGAUAGAAGUUUCCUAAAAACAAUAGAGAAGAUUACUACCAUUUUACUUUCGAGUUUCCAAAGAAUACUAGACUUUUAAAAGAAUACUCCUAGGUAGAGAGCAAGAUAUAGAACCAUGACCACUCUAAGGCAAACCAAUGUUAGAGCCAAGCUUUGGCAAAAGUUAGCCACAAUCCGGUACACUUACUAACUAUAUAUACCUAUACACAGAUUCGAUCAACCAAUAUGUUAACAUGUUGACUAACAAAUUACAAAAUGAGAGCGUACUUAAGUAGUUUUCAUAUACCCCUCUAUAUAUAUUAUAUAUAUAUCUGUAUCUGUAACUAUAUCUAUAGAUUCCAUGCCUAUAUACUGGGAAACUGUUCAAGCGGCAAACAUAAGCAAUGUUUCGAUGUAUGUAUAUGUGUAUAUGUAUUAACAAGAUUGUUUUAAAAACAGUAAAAGGAUUCUCCUUUGAAAGACAGAAAAGCGAGGGAAUCGAAGAAACCCAAAUAAAGAAUCAAUUAUGUUGAGAAA